Megalops cyprinoides (Indo-Pacific tarpon) is the source of this 1028-nucleotide messenger RNA. RefSeq names its product suppressor of cytokine signaling 1-like. Gene Ontology annotation, biological process: intracellular signal transduction; phosphatidylinositol phosphate biosynthetic process. The record is from RefSeq and is a predicted model, not a curated record. NCBI's taxonomy places the organism in Eukaryota, Metazoa, Chordata, Actinopteri, Elopiformes, Megalopidae. Gene Ontology annotation, cellular component: phosphatidylinositol 3-kinase complex. Bases 261 to 875 code for a protein of 204 amino acids. The transcript is spliced from 2 exons. Gene Ontology annotation, molecular function: 1-phosphatidylinositol-3-kinase regulator activity.
CAAGUCAAGCAGCUCUCGAACUUUGUGGAUACAUCUAUGGACUGUUAAAGAACCGACUGGGUAAAAGCAGUGGCGAUAUAGCGGCUUCCUAAAUCGACGUGAAGACGUUGCAUCCAAAAUCUGCUAACAGGAUUUUAUCGGCAUUUUCCAAAGCAAUCCCAUCGUUAAGAAGCGAAUGUGCAGACGAUCAGAGAGCUUUGUCUGCAUCAUCUUAAUGACAGUCGCUAUGGAAGACCACAUAGGCUGGUCUACACUGUAGAAUGGUCGCACAUAGUAACGUGGAAGGCAAUGCGACAGCAACACAUAACAGAGCAAGGAUUGAACUCUCGGCAGCAGAUUCCCAACCCCACCAGCCCAGGCAGCACCAGCAUGUGGUCCCUGGCCCAGAGAACCAGAUGCGCUUCAGACCCUUCAGAAACGAGAGGGACUUCAAAAUCAUCACCAUGACUACCUCUAUGCUAGAGAACAGUGGUUUCUACUGGGGUCCCAUGACAGUGGAGGAGGCCCACUCCAGACUCAAGGAUGAGCCGUUGGGAACUUUCCUGAUCCGAGACAGUAGGCAAAAAGACAUCUUCUUCACUCUGAGCUACAGAGCGUCUUCGGAGCCAACCAGCAUUCGGAUCAAUUUCCAGAACUCCAAAUUCAGCCUGGUGGGCAGCAAGGAGUCCUUUGACUCUCUGUUUAAACUGUUGGAACAUUACAUUGCUUCACCCAAGAAGAGCCUUGUAAGGCCUUAUAGGAAAGUUAAAGUGCAAUCUUUACAGGAACUGUGCCGGAAAAGGAUUAUUGAAGAAUGUGGCGGGGAGAACAUAGACAGCAUCCCAGUAAAUGUUGUCCUCAGAGACUUCCUGAAAUCCUUUCCCUAUCGGAUAUAAAGACAAAUCCAAUUGCAUUAAAUCACUGCCUCAGUAUGUUAAAGACACUUGACAGUUUAUGUGUUGCUGGUCGGCGUUGUUGUUGUGAAAGUAUUGUAUUUUGUAGCAAACUAAAAUAUUUUGAAAGAAGACUUGAACACUCUACAUUGGCUG